ACCCACUUCGCCCACCAUAUUCUUCCGACCCGCCGCGAGGCCACCUUCGAUGCUGCAACAUAUGCGAGCCCCCUCGUCGACAUGGUCUCUGUUGCGGCACCCGUUGGCGCCAUGCCACCGCCUCCAACCCCCAUCACCAAGCGACCGACGAUCGGCUUGAAGCGCGACUCAUCAUACCUAGAUACCGACGACGAAGCAGGAUUAUCCGUCACCACGAAAAGGCUGAGGUUCAAUCCUGAAGUGCAGAUCAGAGAGUAUGGACUUGAGGGCGACAAGUCUGAAGCGCUGGUGAGAGAAGAAGUGCGGUCUGCAAUCGACAAGCAUCUCGCGACCACAGACCACAGAGACGAUACGCCGUAUAUCAAACUGCUGGACUUCGUCGGGCGAGAACCUGCGGAUGGCGACGCUCCCAGCACAAAGCUUCUGAAGAAGUAUAUCGAUGCAAUCAGUGGUCGCAUAGCAGUGCUGGGUGAAUGCAGCAAGCUGGUUAUUGCUAUCCUGGAUCUUUCCUGGCUCGGUCGCGAUGACGAGUUUGUGCAGGUUUACGGGAAAUUCCUAAUUCUGCUUGGAAGCACAUACUCCAAGUUUGUGUCCCCCACCCUCGAGAGACUGGUAUCGCAUUUUGAACGCUUGCCUGCAUCAAUGGGCAGACUACCAUACGAGGAGCCUGUCUCGCGGGCAAUCAUGUUUGCAAGACUUCACGCGACCAUCGAGAAUCUUCUAGAACGCAUACCCAUGGCCAGUAAGGUAUUGCUGAGUCAGUUCGGACGCCAAUUCCCAGAUGAUCUGGCGAAGACCAAGAUCUAUCUCCAAUACCAAAGACAAAUCUUGCAGAUCGCGAACUUAAACUCAGUACUCCAUGGCGGAGUCAUCGAGCUGAUUAUAAGGCGUCUGGUUAACAUCGACGUUCAGAUCCAGCGCGACAUUGAAGAAUUGGAAGAUGACGCGGAGGAACAGCUGCUCCAGAAGCAACGACAACGUGGCGAUGCUUUCGGCGGCGCUGAAGAGGACGACGACAGUGAGGAUGACUCCGAUUCUGAGUCCGAGAUUACUGUCACUGAAGAGGAGCAAAUGUUGCAAAACUUACGCCUGAAAGUCGCGAAUAUGGAUGGUACUCAGGUGAUCCUAUUCCAGCACUACCAUCGACUUUUCUCGACGAAUCUGAGCCCCGAAGACAACGAUGCCUACAACCAGCUUUGGUCGCACUUCACGAGCUUUAUCAUGACACACAGAUGCAGACAUGCGCAAUUCCUGCUCUUCCAUUUUGCGCAGACAUCAUCCGCUUACGCCUCGAAUUUCAUCAAUCGCUGCAUCCAGAUCACCAGCAAUAAAACCGCAGCACCCAACCUUCGACUGACGGCUUGCGCCUACGUGGCUAGCUUUGUCGCCCGUGGCUCCCACGUCUCCAGCGGCCUCAUUCGCAGCACCUUCAUGCAGCUCGCCGACUUACUCGAAAGCUUGCGCCAAACGAGCGAGCCGCAGUGUAUUGGACCUGACCGAAAGAGCUACGGCAUGUACUAUGCAAUCGUGCAGGCUUUGUUAUACAUGUUUUGCUUUCGGUGGCGGGACCUCGUCGUGCGCGACCCGGGCGACAUGAUUGAAGAGGACAUUCUUGCAGAAGGUCGAGAUCUGGCAUGGUUUCCCGGAGUGAAGGAGACGCUACAUCGCAACAUUCAUUCUGUGCUGAACCCACUGAAGGUAUGCUCCCCACACAUUGUGGGCGAGUUCGCAAAGAUUGCAAACCACUUGCGCUUCCUCUACGUCUUCUCAUUGCUGGAGCGUAACAAGCGUAUUCGUCUGAGUCAAGUGCCGUCGUACUUCAAAUUAGGCGGCACGAUCGACAUUGGCAGAAGGGAGACGGCAUUCGACCGCAAAAUUGGCGAAGCUCAUCAUCAGCUAGAAGCAUAUUUCCCAUUCGAUCCCUAUCAUCUCCCACUGAGCAAGAAAUGGAUCGAAGGAGAGUUCAAUGCGUGGCAACUGCCACGAGGCAUGAAGCAGGAGGACGACGAAGAGGAGGAUGAUGAUGAAAGUGGUGAAGAGGAGGAGUAUGAAAGUGACGAAGAAUCUCUACCUGGAGACCUUACUGUGCAGCCUCCAGUAUCUUCGGGAAUACUGGCCAUGAGCGGCAAUUGAGAUUGAACGGGACAAUGACUUGAAAAGUGCAGCGCUAUAGCAUCGGAGUUUGGAAGGGAUCCCGUGAAAACAUUAGCGUGGCGUUGGGUCCAAGGAGGAAAAGACGCUCUUCUUUCAUGAACAUAGCAGCGUCUUGACUUGAGCAUCAGCGCAUCUGUCGUCACUUAUAUACGAUGAAUGAAACGACAAUCGCGUGCAGGUUCC
Molecule: messenger RNA, 2337 nt
Organism: Pseudocercospora fijiensis CIRAD86
Lineage: Eukaryota; Fungi; Ascomycota; Dothideomycetes; Mycosphaerellales; Mycosphaerellaceae
Exons: 1
Coding region: 82-2133 (683 amino acids)
Biological process (GO): transcription initiation at RNA polymerase I promoter
Cellular component (GO): nucleus
Molecular function (GO): RNA polymerase I core binding; RNA polymerase I general transcription initiation factor activity
Source: RefSeq, a predicted model, not a curated record